CAUUAGGUGUUACCACAACAGCUCCAACGUGGCGUUGCGUCGGACCUUGGACGUGAAUAUUUCUCUGACCUGUUCACGUUCAACACAUCCGUGAUGCCAGAACAUCAUAAAUGGCGGGUGUGAUAGCCUUCUUUCGCGUCGUGGGCACGACGUUAUUUAAAUUAACGGUUUUUUUUUGUUCUCGAAAGAAGGCUUAAACUGGUACGUGUGUGAACUGACGUGCCAGUAUUCUGAAGUCGUAGAGCCUGGUAGCAGUGACACGGAGCGCCUGAAUGUGCUGUACGAGCAGAACUGGACGCGGCUGGUGCACGAGCAGCUGCGCAGGUUCGAGACGAGCGUGGUGGCCGCCACCAAGAUGGACGGCUACGACGGCAAGGACCUGCAAGACGGGGACCGCCAGUGGUCCUUCAGCGGCGCGCUGCUCUACUCCGUCACCGUCAUCACCACCAUCGGGUACGGUAACCUGUCCCCGAAGACGUCCGAGGGCAAGGUGGUGACGAUGCUGUACGCGCUGGUCGGCGUGCCGCUGAUGCUGCUGUGCCUGUCGAACCUGGGUUCGCUGCUGGCCGGCACCUUCCAGUUCGCCUACUCGCACGCGCGCUGCGAGGCGUGCGAGCGGCAGCAGCAGCAGGAGGAACAGCAGCAGCAGCAGCAGGUCGAGCAGCAGCAGAAGGCGGAGAGCCGGCAGGCGGAGAGCCGGCGGGCCGUGCCGGUGCCGGUGCCGGUGCCGGCGCCGGCGCCGCUGACCUGCACCAUCAACCCGCGGGCGCGGGGCCGCCCCAGGCCGCCGCUGGGGCCCGAGGUGCGCGCGCUGCUGGCCGAGUGCGCCGAGUACUCGCGCGCCCAGGAGGUGCUGCGCGAGCUGCGCGCCCGCGGUGAGGGCGAGCCGGAGCCGGAGGACGCCGACGUCGAGCCCAGCGUCCCGACGCACGACACGCCGUCCCGGGUGCCGCUGAUCUGGCGACCGCCAGACGACCAGCACGUCCAGAAGCGGCCGCCGACGCCGCCGCCGCGCCGCCCCAAGCCCGACGUGACGGAGCCGGCGGCGGGCGCCGCGGGGCCGGCCUGCCCCCGGCGGCGGCGGCGCGAGGCGCGGGUGCCAGUGUACAUCGUGCUGCUGGUGCUGGUGCUGUACAUCUGCCUGGGCGCCGCCGUGUUCGCCGCCUGGGAGGAGUGGAGCUUCCUGGACGGGGCCUACUUCUGCUUCAUCACGCUGUCCACCAUCGGUUUCGGCGACAUGGUGCCGGGCAAGUCCUUCCAGCGCACGGACACGCGCGACGGCCAGCUCAAGCUGGUGGCGUGCUGCGCCUACCUCAUCCUGGGGCUGGUGCUCAUCGCCAUGUCCUUCAACCUGGUGCAGGAGGAGGUGCUGGCCAAGUGCCGCCAGGCGGCGCUCUACCUAGGCAUCCUCAAGAGGACGGAGCGCCGCUGACUCGCGAGCGGCCCUUUGGAAACUAGUCGCCGAGUAACUUCUAUGUAACACUGCCCUCCGAAAUACUCGUCGCGAGUUUAUUUCACCAUGAAUCCGUGGUGUGUAUGCCGUAAUUUUUUUGGGAAAAUUUUAAAUCUGGAGGAAAUUUUACCAUACAAGGUUUCAAUACGUAUGUUUCCUACGAGUUAUCUGGUUCGUGACACCAGAUGUAAAGCUCAGUCCAGUUUAUCAAGCCUGUUACUCGGUCGAAACAGGUGUCCACACACAACUCCGCGAGCUACCCCAGGUCGACGCAGUUACCCUAGCUUAAAUCAGUGCAGUCAACAGCGCUCGCGCAAGUCGUGAGCGCUAUUUCCGUACAUUAGAAGGUUUGGUUACAGUGGGCAGUGUGACUUGGCCCGACAGGCCGAAAAUAUUAUUUCAAAGGGGGAGUCCAUAUAAGUAAACUGAAUUCCAGGGCCAGUAUGCAGGCAAUAUGGCAAAUUUUAAAUUAAGUCAUCAGCAAACACUAAGUUCGUGCCACAAAGAUCGCUUCGAGCUCAAAAGUUAAAUCAUGAUGUGAGAGUUCAAAAAAAAAAAAUAAAAAAUCUUGCUAAAUAUUGGGAGCAACAAAAUGUUCUUGUUGACUCAAUCGUAAGCGAUGAUCAGACAUUACUUGGAAGUCUGAGGCUCUCGCAGGUAGAAGGGCAAUGUCGAUGCUUGGUUGCCGUCAGCAGUCGCUCCGGCUGUGGUUAUCUCGGCGUGUGUUGUCGCACUAAGUCCACGUCACGCUCGCUGGCUCGCUCGCAACCCGCAGUCGGCACGUGAGCGCGCGCCUCCACGACAAUGGCAACAAAAUUCAAAUUUAUGGUACAUCUUAACACACUUAUGGUAUCGCUAAACUAUGUACCAUAAAGUCCAGCCCUCGGCCCAAAUACUCCCUUACUAGAUGUCAGCAAGUCGGGGUGGCGUCAGGCGCAGGCGGGUCCCUACCGCCGCGACCCGCCUAUUCAUGCAGCAUAGCAGGGUUCCGCCUGAGCCGCACGCCGCCACGUGGAGCCCGCCCAAGGCAACAAGGCCCGACGAGUUCUCUGCACCGUCCGCAUCCUUUUAGCGUCACAAUAAUGUUGCAUUAAAAUUCGGCCUUGAAAUUUUACUCCCAUCGCGCCCAAAGAAGAUUCGCUUCAAAAAUCAUUGACAUCGCCUACAAACUAAAAGACUUGGGUAAACUAAAACUGUAUAAGUAUUUUUAACGCCGAAAUCUGGUAUAUUGUCCGGGUGUAGCAUGUCUUUGACAUCGAGGUCUGUCACGGCCGGAAACGCUCGUGUGAGACUGGCCAGGGAAAACGAGGAAAGAACCAGUCAUGACCUGCGGGAAGGAACUAUCCUAUUCCAGCGUUCGCCUCGGGUGAUUUCAGGAUAACCGUGAGUGCAGUAUCUUACAACUGCGCCACCCCGCUCCCCUCACCGUGAUCAGGGGAUAUAGUCCAGUUAAGGCAUACGUUUCAUUCAGACAUCAGCAGAAGGCUGUCGAGCCCACACUAUCAGCUUGUAGUGUUGCAAGAAACCACUUGGUAACUAGUUUCCAUGGAGUAUUGUUAAUAAAAGCAGGAAGACCCUUUUUUUACCAACCAGCUACUUCGUACGUUCAGUCCCAGAAACCCUUGGGUGACGUAACAAAAACGAUCGCGCUUUUGAUUCUGAAGGUUUCGAAAGCCAAAAUGUUCAGUGCAAUGGAAGUGAACUAACACAUAGGAAACUCGAGACUUUUGCAAGUAAAAAAAAAUCUAUAGUUUGGUAUUUAUUUGAUGCUUAGAAAAUUUAUUUAUCGAAACUGAAAAAAAAAUCAAUUGAACAAUAAAAUCUUUUAUCUCUACAUCUGCCAUAGCAAUAUAUAUAAUUUUUGGUCUUUAAAUAAAUAUUCAUAAUCUCAAACAAUCUUGAGACUAUUGUUCUAGAAAUAUGAUUUUAAAACAAUGCAGGAGACUGUGAUAUCAUAACAUCCGAAUGAUUGUGUCCUAACCAUGACAUGUAACUUAAUUUUAAUGGUUUUCUCAUAUGCUUAUCGUGUACACUUACAAGGUGUAAGGUUUGUAUGAAAUUGUGUCUGUAAAAGUGAAUUUCUGGUUGCAUUAAUAAAGUAACAUUCUAA
Molecule: messenger RNA, 3563 nt
Organism: Bacillus rossius redtenbacheri
Lineage: Eukaryota; Metazoa; Arthropoda; Insecta; Phasmatodea; Bacillidae
Product: TWiK family of potassium channels protein 12-like
Exons: 5
Coding region: 356-1432 (358 amino acids)
Biological process (GO): stabilization of membrane potential; potassium ion transmembrane transport
Cellular component (GO): plasma membrane
Molecular function (GO): outward rectifier potassium channel activity; potassium ion leak channel activity
Source: RefSeq, a predicted model, not a curated record